Caenorhabditis elegans is the source of this 601-nucleotide messenger RNA. The record is from the annotation of a RefSeq genome assembly. NCBI's taxonomy places the organism in Eukaryota, Metazoa, Nematoda, Chromadorea, Rhabditida, Rhabditidae.
AUGAGAGAAUUACCGGCGGUGGCGACAACAUUGCUUCGCGAAAAACUAAAGAUGGAAGAAAAGAGUCGUGCAGAGUCGUCGCCUCUUCGACAUUGACCACAAGCGUCCGCUAAACCACCUCAUCCUUCCAUUUUGAUGAAAAUCAACGUAAAAAGGAACUAAAAAAUGAAGAAGCUUUGAAGUAGAUUCAAAAGAAAGUAGAAGUCCUCGUGGAUCUUGCUCUCCCAAUGUUCAAUAUUGAUAAAAUGCGAUUUCAACUGGUUGGAAUGACGUCGAUGAUGAUCACAGUAAAAUACGACGAAAUCUUCCCACCAAUCGAGUACCCGACAUUAUUUUGAUGGAUUGAUUCUUGAUUGGAAAGUUCGAAUUUGUCGUCGCUAAGCCCACACCAUCUUGGCUCGGAUCAUGCUUUGCAAAGAGAAUUAACCUUACAAAAAAAAUGCGGAAUGCUGUCAAACUCCUCGAACUGUCGCUGAUAGAUGAUCAUUUUCUACGUUACCGCCCAUCUGAUGCUGCUCAGAAUCACAGAAUCAACAAUUCGACCAAGUGGCUGCUAAUGAUGGAUCCAAGGAAUCGGGAAUCGAGACGAGGUUUACACUAA